GCAUACAGCCUCAAAGGGGUUUUGGGGGGUUUGAAAACCUGGGUGGCGACCCGACGAGAGACCCCAAAGCGCAUGGCGGCUCGAUCCCACUGUCCGCAACCAGCAAGCCGACAAGGCGCCGGCAUUGCGGCUUGCGCUAUGGCCUGUGGUGCAGCAGGACUUACCUUCACCCUGGCCUCACAGCCGGCGACGCAGGCUCCGGAUGCGACCUCGCGGACGGCACCGGGUGCGCCUGGCACGCCCUCGAAGGGCUUCGCCAUGUCAGCAGCGCCGCUGGCUGUGGGUUUGGUCGGCGGGUUGUCACUCGCCUCGUCACGGGCUCUGCGCAGUCGGUCGGCUCGAAGGGCAACCAACCCGGAGCUCACCGAAGACUUCGAUGCUGAUGAGCCUCCCUUCGAAAUCCGCGGCUUCUCCCUGGCGCAGGCUGUCCUGGUCCUAGGCUUUGUCCUGGUGGUUGUCUCCUUUGGCGACUACUUCAUCUUCGGUACGAAGGGAGGAGGUGGAGGCAUCGGCGGCCUGACGUUCAUCUACGCAGUGCCAGUGCUUCUGCUGGGCGCAGCUCUGCAAUAUGCAGAGCUCCAGCCGGUGGAGGUUGAAACCGACUCCGAC
Messenger RNA from Symbiodinium sp. CCMP2456, 609 nucleotides. NCBI's taxonomy places the organism in Eukaryota, Dinophyceae, Suessiales, Symbiodiniaceae. The record is from the annotation of a GenBank genome assembly.